CAGAUUGCAGGUGUGCUGCUGUCUGGUGUUGCGUAUGUGUAACUUCGAAAAAUGCUCAAAAUGGCGGUGUUUUGUUAUUGAAGGUUUUGGGGGUGAGAGAUUAGGAUUGUUUUUAUCGUGAAGUGCUAUGUGGCACCUUAUUCCUCAUUAAUAACACUUCAAUGUCUGUUGACAUAAAAGGCCUCGCGUGAUCCCUGAGCCCGACAGACCGCCGCGAUGUACAACGGCAUCGGCCUGCCCACGGCCCGGGGCUCCGGCACCAACGGCUACGUGCAGCGCAACUGGGCGUCCGUGCGCAAGACCAAGGACAAGGUCCACUACAAGACGGAGGAGGAGCUGGAGAAGCUGGAGGCGUCUGGCAACAGGCAGCCCAACCAGGAGAUCCUGGACCACGAGCGCAAGCGCAAGGUCGAGGUCAAGUGCAUCGAGCUGGAGGAGAUCCUCGAGGACCAAGGAUACUCACAAGCGGAAAUUGAGGCCAAAGUGGCCGCGUAUCGCAUCACACUCAUGGAAGGUGGUGCAAAGGCCAAUACUUUGCCGAGAGAUGAAUUUGGACGUGUGACCGUGCGGGAGACCCACCAGAUCGCGGAGGCGCAGCAGGAGAAGAACGCCAAGCUGCGGGAGGCGUUCGGCAUCUCGGAGUACUUUGUGGAGGGCAGCAGCCUGGACCCCCAGCGGCACGUGAAGGAGGCCCAGGCCAAGGCGGCGGCCGAGCAGGGCAAGAAGUACACGCUGGUGCGCACGCCCAGCCCUGAGCAGCCGCCCGACCGCGGCAAGAAGAAGAAGAAGCACGACCAGGACAGUGAAUCAAGUCCAGAAUCUAAAAAAGAAAAGAAAAAGAAGUCAAAGAAACACAAAAAGGACAGAUCGACGUCUCCCAAGCACUCCAAGAAGAAGAGCUCGAACAAGGAGAAGAAAAAGGACAAAGAGCACCACAAGCGUCAGAGAGCGUCCUCAUCCUCCGGCAACACUGCGUCCGCCAGUGACAACUCCGACUUGAGCGAGGCCUCUGCGUCGGGCGAGGACAGGCAUCGGCGCAAGAAGCGGGCCAAGGUGGCCCAGGCCUCGGGAGGAGACGGCUCCGAGAAGAAGUCUCACGCAGAGAAAAGGCAUCGUAAGUGCAGUGUCAAGAAGAAGAGAGACUCUUCUGUUGACAGUUCGUCGGACAGCGAGGUCGAGAGAAUUAAUCAACCUACGAAAGUGUUGGAAUUGAAAAGCACACACCAUCACCACCACCACAAAAGCAGACACGCUUCUCCGCCCGCCCAAGACAUCCCGAAGGAGAAGCAACAGAACCAUCGCAAGCGACCCAGCAGGAGCAGCAGCAGCGGCAGCGAAGAAGACAGGCGCAGAGCUACACGUCGACGCAGCGACUCGCCUGGAAAGCAGAGUUUCCCAGCAUCCGGCGUCCGGAGGCAUCGCGACCAGAGCACGGAUCGCAAGAAGCCGCGUGGGUCUCCUACGCCCGGCGGUAGAGAGCGUGGUCACCGCAAAUCCCGGUCUCCUUCAGACAGGUCACCUAGCAGAAAUGUCAGGACCACGGAUCGGCACGACAAGACCAAGCGCUCGCCUUCGCCGAAAGCUGUGUACCGCACGUCCAGAAGCCAGUCGAGGUCGCGUUCUGCGAGGAACUCUUCGAGUCAGAAGAGAGUGGAGAAGUCGCGUUCCCCCAGAGGCAAGCGCGAGAGGAACCGUAGCAACAGUAGGUCUUCUCUUAGCAAAAGCCGUUCUAAGGCAGGGAAGGCAGAUCCCAGGAGAAGUAGUUCUCUCUCCCCACCUCCGGUGAAUCGCGGGAGAGGUCGGCAGAGUAGAUCUGAAUCACCCGCGGUUAAAGAAGUUGUUAGGAACCAGGGUCGCUCAUCACGUGUGUCCACUUCACCUAAAAGAAAGCACAGCCAUUACAUUUCAUCCAAAUCCAAGGAACGAGUUGAAUCGGUCAGUAGAAGCAGAUCUCCAGAAAAUAGAUACCCGUCAAAUGUUGAGAGUAAAAGGUAUGGUAGCAGGUCUUCGGUUAGACAGCGUUCGAGAAGUGGCAGUCGCAAUGUACCUCUGAGAAAGAGCCAUCGGUCCCCUGACAGGAGCGAAAGUAGAAGAUCGGAAUCACUUGACGGGAGAAGAGCUACCCAUAGCUAUAAGAAAAGAAAGGUAUCUCAAACCCCAGACAGGAAGGCCAAAGAAAAUAAGAGGGCCUCUUCUUCAGAUAGGCUUCGAUCGCAGUCUCCAAAAGUAAAGAAAACAUCCAGCCAUGCUCAGAGGAAUCUUGAUAGUUCUCCUUCGACUGAUAAAAGAGAAAGUUAUGUUGCACAUGACAGAAGAAAGGCUAUAGUUGAUACAGAUAAAGAAAAGAACCAUGUAGAAAAAAAUUCUCGUCAUUCUGAAAAAGAGAGAAUAUAUUCUUCGAAACACAGAAAGAUAUCCCCAGAAAAGAAGCAUCCGGAACCCUCUAAGAAGUCAUCCUACAACAGUGAAAGAAAAAGGGAAUCUUGUUCCCCAGAACCAUCUAGGACUCCUGAAAAAAGGGUUCAGCAUACAGACAACAAAAGAAGAGCAUCUCGUGCCAGUGAAAAAAGAAACUCAUUUACUCCUGAUAUAAAGGUAGUGUGUUCCUCUGAAGAAAGGGCUACCUUUCCUUCAGAAAAGCAUAGACAUAACCGCUCUCCUGAAAAAAUUAAAUCCACACAUGUGGUUGAAAACCGAAGAUCUAGUCCUUCGCCAAGAAACAGGCUAAGUUACACUCCUGAAAAGAAAAGAACAAGUCGUAACCGAGUACCUGAGAACAGAAAAGCUUCCCCGUCACCAGAACCGGCAAGACCGUCUUAUUCACCUGAAAGAAGUAGACAUGUUUAUUCGAACGAAAAACGGAAGCAUUCUAGUGAAAAGAAAAAGGCUUCGCAUCCAGUGAGAAAAAGGAGUAACACUCGCUCUCCGAAAAGGGUUUCUGUAUCUCCGUAUUCAAGGAAACCAGCUCUCAGUCCUAGAGAUAAGCUGUCUCAUUUUAAGAAAAGAAGUGUAAGUCGUUCCCCUGAAAGAAAGACUGCAUUACCAUCUAGGUACAGAGAUUCGAGAGCUGGAAGCGACAGCAAAUCACCGGUGCGAAAUAGGGGCACAGGAAAACUUUCAGAGAUGGUAAACAACAAAAAGUCGUCGAAUACGGAGACGAGGAAGAUCAAAUCGUCUAAAAAGAGACGUUCGAGCAGCAGUAGCAGCAGUAGCAGUAGCUCCGGCAGUAGCAGCGGCAGCAGCUCUAGUCUGAGCUACUCGCCUGUCGAGAGGAGCCCGCACCGGUACAAAGACAUCCUUGGCUCGAAGAACGUCCACUCGCGGUCCAGGAGGAAGGACGGCUCGCGAACCAAGUCUCGCGUGCGUUCGCAGCCCAAGAAUCAGAGACCGUCUAUAACAGUGGUGCCCCGGGUUUGUUUGAGGUCUUGCAGCGGCGAAGAGGAGGAAACUGACGCGAAUAAUGAUAGAGAUGUGAAAGAGAAAGAAGACACAGAAGAAAUGGAAAAGUUGAAGUUCUUGAAAUCGGAACUGGCGGAGAAGGCAAAGGAGUCAUUGGAGAAGUUAUUCAAAGUUUCGCCAACCCUUGCUAGUUCAGAAAAUUCUACUUUAGACACUAACUCUAAGAAAGAUAGUAUGUUGAACAAUUCUACUUCUAAAGAAAGCACUAAAGAUAGUGUUGUUAAAGAAAGUUCUUCCAAAGAUAGUGUAUCAAAAAUUGUAACUCCAAAAAGUAAAAUUCCUAAAAAUGGUAGUCCCUUGAAAGAUAAUACUUCAAAAGAUACACUUAUGAAAGAUGUUACAUUAAAAGAUACUACUCUAGAGGAUAGUGGUUCCAAAGGUGGUUUGUCGAAAAAUUCUCUCUCAAAAGAUAGUAUGGUUAAAGAUAAGGUGUCAAAAGAUGAUAACUCAAAAGGGAAUGUAGAAGAGAGUUCCUUGAGAGAAAAUGUUUUCAAAACUGGUUCCUUUAAAGAUAUUUUAUCAAAAGCUAGUGUAACAAAAGAUGUGACAAAAUAUCCUGUAUCAAAUGAUAUUGUAUCUAAUGAUGUGUCGAAAGAUAAUAUAACAAGAGAUACUGUGCCAAAAAUUAAUGUGUCAAAAGAAACAUCGAAAGAUUGUUUGUUGAAAAAUACUUCAUCGAUGAUGGAUAGUUCAUCAAAAACUUCUACAUUAAAAGAGAAUACUUUAAAAGUUGCUGCUAAGGAUAAUGCUUUAAAAGAUAAUCAAUGCAAAGGUAAUAAUAGUAAUACCUAUAAAGAUAUUAUUAUUACAGACAUAAGCCCUCCUCCUACUAAUAAUUUAAAUGCAGUAGCAUUUCCAGCAGCUAUUGUGUCUGAAAUAGCGCUGCCUGACAAAGCUCCUCCAAGCAAAGAUGCUAAAACUUCUAAAAUUGUUUUACAGAGUGAAAAAGUUGCUUCGAUUGCAAAAUCUCCCGAGCUCCCUGUACCUUUCCUUCCUGACCUGAUACCGAAACCUCCAGGCUCGCCACCCCCAAGGACGCCGGAAGCUUUACCGAAGCAAGAGGUGAUCAAUCUCGACUGCAAGAAGUCGCCGGGAGACUCGGAGGGGAACACCCCUCCGAAGCUCCCAGAGCCGUGCAAGAAGCGCCGGCGAAAGCGACGCGAGUCCUCGGACGAUGACGAGGCGUCCGAUUCCAGCAGCCAGUCGCGGUCGAGGUCGCAGGGUCGGAAAAAGAAGAAGAAGAGGAAAAGGAAGUUGAGGCGCUCUCACAGCUCAUCUGGAUCUUCAGAUAGUGGCAGCUCGUCGCCCUCGGGCAGCGCCGAGAGCUGGUCCUCGAGCAGCAGCCGCUCGGCCUCGCACAGCCGCUCGCGCAGCCGCUCGCCGUCCCGGUCCGCCUCGCGAAGCCGCUCGCCGUCGGCCAGCAGCGACGACAGCUCGCGGGGGGGCGGGGGGGGAGGCGGAGGAGGAGGCGACGACGACGACCGUCGCCAGAGCGCUCCCAGCAGCAGCAGCAGCAGCAGCAGCAGCAGCGACGGCUCGCGUAGCCGCUCCCGCUCCCCCUCCAUCCCGCGUCGCCGCGGGUCCCCCAGCUUCCUGGACCGCCGCCGCAUAACCAGAAAGAGAAGAAGAGACUCCAGUUCAUCCUCAACUUCUUCUUCUUCCUCGUCCCAAAGCAGUGAUGCGAGCCCUUCUAAAAAAUGACAAGGCUCCGCCUCUUGACAUAGCUCGCAAUAUAACUUUUAAAAAAAACUUCACUAAAAAAUGUUGCGCGGAAUGGUGAAAACAAAAACCAUCUGGCUUCGACUUUUCAGGGAAGUGAAGGUUAUUGAAGCUUGCAGACAAGUUCUGAAAUUUGCAAUUUUUUGAGAAGAUAAUGUCUGCUGACUUGAAAGAUGUGUUGCAUGUGAAUGUAUUUCUGUGUGUACCUUUGUCUUGGUGUGUAGAUUAUUAUUUUGUUUGUUUGGCACAGUUUAUUUUAUUUGCAAAUUUUGUUUUGCAAUACAGUUGUGUGACUGUUGCAUAGCUAUGCUUCCAUUGUCAAGUUUUUUUGUUAAAUGAGUUUUGUUGAAGCAAAACAUAGAGGCAAACAAAGUACGUGGAGAUUGUUAGUUAGUGUUCUAUAAUAUGCUGACAGAUUAAAUUUAUGUCCUUCAGGAGCCCAAAGUGAUAUUUCUCUGCGAGAUCUGUUCUCUAAUGUAGAUGCAUUGUCGAUAGCAAGAUGAUUGAUAAACAUUUAUUUGCAAUUCUUUGUCAAGCAGUGGUCAUCAGAUUUUUGCAUCAGGAUAGCUACUGAUUUGAUACUUAAAAAUAUUUUGUGCCUUUAUUCAUAUUUUAAAUAUAAUUUUUUGAUUAUUAUUAUAUUGUGAAAAUCGGAUUAUGUGAUGAUUAUAAUCUGAGUAAGAAUUAUAUUAGCAUGAAAAACAGUCGUGAUAGGUGGUGUCAAAUGAAAAAAUUAAAAUACUUGAACUCACCUCAGCAUUUGAACUUGAACAAUGUCUAAAAUUAUAGUUACAUCUGUCAGUUCAAAAUGUUGAUUUUGGCAACAAAAGCAGUAUGAAUACGGUACUUGUUUUAAUUAUUUAUUUUUAAUGUAAAAAAUAAAAAUACAAAACCUGAAUGACGAAAGAAUAAUUUUUUGUAGACAUAUUAGUGUUCAUUCCGGAAAUCUGGCCACCACUUUUUAAUUUUUUUUAACUGUUCUGUGUUAAAGCAACGUAGAAGGGAAUUUGUAAAGAAAUUGCUGCAGCCAUUACUGCAGGUAUGCCCAGUACUAGCUAGUUUGUGAAUUAAAGGUCAAGAAUUCCUUCCAGUCAGAAAGACUAUUUAUUUUUAAUUGGAACUGCCAUUGUAUUAGUAAAUCAUGCUUUGGGCAGCUCUAAAAUGUGUUUAUGAUCAUUUCACAUUUAAUCUUGGUGUUUAUUUCAUAAAAAAAAAUUAAGGAAGCGAAGAUUUAAUGUGUUGCAUAUUUAAUGUAUUGUAUAUUUAAUAUUUGGAGGAUUUAUAUGAGUGAUAGAUAUACAUCCGAUUAUAUUCGCGCACUCUACAGCUUGGAGGCAGAUUACAAUAUUGCAGUAUAUUCUCAUCACCUCUGUCCACUCCCAUUUUCAUGACUAAUGAACAGGAAAAGUGUUUUUUCUUUCUUCUCUUUUUGUAGGAAAUAAUUAGUAUCACAAUAUUUACUGUACAUUUUAAUGCCUUUUUAGUGACGCGAGAAACUUGUAAAUAUGAGCACCUUUAAGAAAGGUUUAUAAAUUUACGAAAGCUCUGAAACAUGUAUUAACAACUGGAUACCACUUGUGUAGCAAAAAUAACCAUUAUAGAUACCUAUGUAUACACAUUUAAUUUAAUUUUUUUUAUCGUAGGAGUGCUAUGUAUUAGUUCCAACUAUAAUUUUUACAUAUUUUGUUGUUGUAAAUGUGCUGUUCACUUCUUUUCCAGUAGUAAAGUAAGGUAGUCUGUGAUGUAAUUUAGGUAUGUGCUCCUUGAGUUGUGUGUAAAUUUCAUUAUGUACACUUGUACUGUAUGUACACCUGACUCAUUGCAGCACGUACAAGCACUGUAUUUUACUUCCACACACACAUUAGUUUUUACUUGCAAAACACCACUUGGUAAGUGUAAAUUGCUUAUGAUAUCUAGUUUGUGCAUUAUUGAUCGAUGUAUACUAUAUCUAUUGCUUGGUUUCAGAAAUUUUGUACAAAUAAAAUGUAGUUACUGUAAAA
Bacillus rossius redtenbacheri is the source of this 7178-nucleotide messenger RNA. RefSeq names its product serine/arginine repetitive matrix protein 2 (gene Srrm234). The coding region runs from base 217 to 5160 and encodes 1647 amino acids. The transcript is spliced from 11 exons. Gene Ontology annotation, molecular function: mRNA binding. Lineage: Eukaryota; Metazoa; Arthropoda; Insecta; Phasmatodea; Bacillidae. The record is from RefSeq and is a predicted model, not a curated record.